This is a messenger RNA of Pteropus alecto (black flying fox), 2973 nucleotides long. RefSeq names its product cilia and flagella associated protein 221 (gene CFAP221). Gene Ontology annotation, biological process: cilium movement; cilium assembly. Gene Ontology annotation, cellular component: cilium. The coding region runs from base 432 to 2864 and encodes 810 amino acids. The transcript has 23 exons. NCBI's taxonomy places the organism in Eukaryota, Metazoa, Chordata, Mammalia, Chiroptera, Pteropodidae. The record is from RefSeq and is a predicted model, not a curated record.
CCCCUCGGGAGUCCAUUGGCCUCGCACUUCAUAAGUUGCACUCUCUGUUCUUCCUCAGGCCCCGCAGGCUGCUCCGAGUCCCCGGAAGUCGCCCACGGCCUCUGGACCUCGCGCUGCGAUGACCCGGUUCUGCCCGUCCCCCACGUCCUCGGGGAAUUUGGUAGCGUCCGGAGGCAGACCCUGGAAGCGCGUCCGCGUCGUCACGGCGACGCUCGGAUCUGGUGCGAGCGCCCGCCGACUGCAGCCCGGGAACCAUCUCCACUGUGAGCGGCCUGGGACCUGGAGCCGGGGUGGCACCUUUGGCCGCCGCCAAGCUGCUGAAGCAGCUUGAACCCCGGGCGGGUGUCCAGCCGCAAGUCAGCAUGGGCCGGGGUCGGAGGAGAGGAAAUGACCUUUGGCUCUAAAAAGAAAACUCCAUUUUUCAUGAUAAAAUGGCAGCGGUGAAAACCCCCAGCAGAGAACUAAAGAAUGCUGAAGAACCAUUUAAUGAUGUAUCACCCCUCCUUUUGAGGAGCCUAGUGGACGAGCCCAAGAAAAGAAGAGAAGUGCCUAAUCACCUCCUAGAAUCAAAGAUUUAUGCAAAACUUCUGAAUAAUAAGGUCAUACAAGCAAAACCUGGCAUUCUGCAUUUUGGAGGCUAUCAAGUAGAAAAACAGCAUCAACAGAUUCUGGAACACCGCCUUGUCCCGGGCUUGUCCUUCACGGUCACCAUUACAUUUUCUCCAGAUGAGUGGCGAUACUAUUAUGAUUGCAUUCGUGUUCACUGUAAGGGUGAUGACACUUUGCUUGUUCCCAUCCAUGCCUAUCCUGUCAUGAACACUCUGGACUUUCCCUCAUUUAUAAAUCUAUCAAAUGUUCUACUUGGUGAAAGCAAAAUAUAUGUUAUUCCUUUGCAGUGCAGCUGCCCUAUAGAUUUUGAGUUUCGUGUUACUUUGAUUCAGUCUCAUCAAGCCUUUACCAUUGAGCCAACAUCAGGAAUAAUUCCAGCUAAUGGGAAGAUGAAUGUGACUGUGAAGUUUACACCUUUUCAGUAUGGGAUGGCACAAAUAAAAAUGCAGUUAUGGGUUUCACAAUUCAACUCUCAACCCUACGAAUGUGUCUUCACCGGAACAUGCUACCCCAACAUGGCUUUAAAAUUAGAAGAAUUUGAAAGAUUAAAUACUCUCUCUAAGAAAGUAGACGUUCCUCCAGAAAAGACAAUGACACAGAUAAGUUUUCAUCGACCGCCAGCCAAGGCGAAACCCCCAAAGAUUAAGGAAAUUGAAUAUCAGAACUUGAGAUUUCCAGUAGAUUUAUCAAAUCCAUUUGCUGUGGCAACUGUUUUAAACCAAGAACCAGGAAAAUUGAAGAUAAAAGAAUUGAAGGAAGUUUUGGACCAAGGCAAUGAGAUUUCAAAAACAAGACAGAUGAAGGAAGCACUCUUUGAACAGAAAGUCAGACAGGACACAUGUGAAGAGAUUGAAAAUCACCUUAAGUGGAGGGUGCGCCUUGGUAAAGAUCCUGUGUCUUUUAAAUUUAGAAAAGACCUUGCUGAAGAGUGGCAAAGAGUAAAUGCCAAAUACAAGCUAGAUAGAGGAGAUCCUGUUUUGGAUGAGGAAUUUCAGCGACUGAAGACAGAAGUUAACCACAAACGGGUCGUUCGCAGUCUAGAAGAAAUCAAGGAAUUUCAUCCUAAUUUUGAUCCACUCACUAAUAAUACUUGGGUCAGUAGGUUCAGGGCCCAAAGACGGUUUCAACAAGUAGCACGCAAGGUCAUGAUUCAUCGACGAUUACUCAAUAUGUUGGAUGCUAUUCGAAACAUGGACAAAGAGGCCAUAAUCAGAAGGCUCAGGCAGAGAAGACAGUCGAUAGCACAAGACAACAUUCCCUCCAAAUACCAUCUGCUGCAGUACAGUCAAGACGAUUAUUACUGCCGGUUCUCUCUGUCACCCAAGCAAGUGCUGCCCUUCGCCUUCCCGUCCCACAGUCCUGUCCAGGGCUCCAACGAGUUGGCUCCUGAUGGCCUUGGACCAGUCCCAAUUAAACCUUCAGAAAUUCAAAUCAAGCACAGUCAUUCCUUCUUCAAGCUGCAGGUUCCUCAGCUGUACAAAAUUAAGGGGUAUCAGCCAUUCUUUGUCGAGAGGUCUUCAACAAGUUACAGACCUCAAAAGCUUGCUCGAGCCCUGAGGCAAGGAGCUGAGGAUGAAGCCACCACCAUCAUAGCCUUGCCAAAGCAGGAUGCCACUCCUCAGUUCCCUGGUAAGACCUCCAUCUUGAGCAUGAAACCACCUGAGGCCUUAGCCACGUCUCCAGAUUAUGACCCACUUUACAUAUUUAAUCCCAGCCCAGGAUUAUUUGCCGUGAAGCACCCUUUGACCUACGCAGAAACCUUGAUAGAUUACCAUUUGUGCUCUCAUCCCAAGUACAAGUUCACCAAGGAGUCCCACAGUGGGUCCAGCAUUCCUCUCACCCAAAAACAGUUUCUCCAUCACACGGACAUUAUACCUGGGAUAAUGUACUGGAAGAGGUUCCAGUCCCUGAUCUUUUCAUCCCUGCCCGAGACCUCUAAGACAGAGACGACGCAGAGCUGCGAUAACCUCAAUUCGGUGCUGCUUCCUGUAAAUGUCCCAGCCAUUCUGGACUCCUUACCAGAAGAAGACAGAUUGGAAACAGUUGAACGUGAGCUCUGUGAACAGAAUGUAGAAGUUAUGUUGACUCCAGAAAUGAUCAAAGUAGAAUUCCCUACGUUGGACUGCCAGGACACCAAAAAGGAAAAGGAGGUAAUACACCAAGCACAACCGAUGGAGAAGGCAGGAGAAAAAGUGCUGGAGGAAAUGAAGAAUCUGCGGGCCAAAGCUCUCAACUCAUACCUGAUUCUAGAAUAAAAAUCACCAGUAGGUCAGUUCCUCUCAUUUGCUUUCUUCGGGUCACUGUGGUCCUUUGUGUCUAUUUAUGUUCUAGCCAUUUGGGAAUUAAAGUUUCUAGAGAAAAAAA